AUGGCGCCUUCCACAUCCGAUCGAGAGCACAACGGUGAGGCGAGCAGCAGCGGGGCGGGCUCAAAAUCGAAGGACAAGGAGCGGCCAAGGUCCUUUGACGAGAAGACGCGGACUGCGUGCUGGCGUAAGGCGGCAGUGCUGGCAGGGCGACACCCAGAGCGGUGGCGGCAGGACGCCGCUGGCAACGUGGUGUGCCGCCGCUUCUGGAGCUGCCACGGCUGCCUCUGCUAUGAAUACGAUCACAUCAUUCCCUUCUCCAAAGGAGGGGAAUCUACUGUUGAGAAUUGCCAGAUCCUUCAGACUAGGGUGAACCGUUCCAAGUCUGAUAAAGCAUGGGUGGAGAAGGCAGAGAUGCAAGGCUUUUCCUGCGAUAUCAAGUUCACAGACAAGGAGCUUGAUGUAAUCGAGAUGGCAGUCUAUGGGGAUGUCAUUCGUCCUGGCAAACAAUGUCGCUGCAAGACCGUAGCUGAGAUGCUUGGACAGGGAGGGCAAUCAUCGUCAAACUGCUGA
Molecule: messenger RNA, 510 nt
Organism: Triticum turgidum subsp. durum (durum wheat)
Lineage: Eukaryota; Viridiplantae; Streptophyta; Magnoliopsida; Poales; Poaceae
Source: the annotation of a GenBank genome assembly